AUGAAAAUUUUAAUUACUUUCAUUUGUUUUGCCAUUUUGGCUAUCUUCACCUAUAUUCCUCCAGCCGAUUCUCGUAAUGUCAUUCUUAAGGCUCCUGAUCCAUAUCUACCUACUACAGUUGAUAUUUUUUCCAGUCCUGUAGCCACCUCAAUUCCUGUAUAUCCCACUGAAACAAAGAAAUGUGAAAAGGAAGGGCAUGAAAAGAAAGGACAUGAAAAGAAAGGACAUGAAAAGAAAGGACAUGAAAAGAAAGGACAUGAAGAGAAAGGACAUGAAAAGAAAGGACAUGAAGAGAAAGGACAUGAAAAGAAACUCCGUUCAUCUAAAAAACUCCUUAAACAUUAUAAACCCUAA
Dentiscutata heterogama is the source of this 354-nucleotide messenger RNA. Lineage: Eukaryota; Fungi; Glomeromycota; Glomeromycetes; Diversisporales; Gigasporaceae. The record is from the annotation of a GenBank genome assembly.